AUGGAAUUAUUGGAUUUUUUGAUGGAAUGUGCUAAAAUAGAAAGAACUAUUGAAAUAAGUAGGUAGUUUUUAACUAAAUUCCCUUCAUUUCAUCCUUAUUAGACUUUUAAAUAAAUUGACCAACAUGAUGAAGUAUUAUAAAUAAUUACAAUAAUAGGGUUAUAUUACAGCUUAGACAAUAUAGGUCUUUUUACAUAGAUUUGGUCAUUUACAUACACUUAAGGAAUGUGGCAUAUUAUUUUACAAACCAGAAUUUAAAUAUGUAGACUUCUUAAGAUUUCUACUUCCAACAAAUCAACUGUUAAGAGAUUAUAUUUCUCAUUCAGAUUAAAAAACCUUAUAAUCAAAUGAAUGUUUAAAGGAAAUAGCAAAACAUAUAAGCUUAGAAAUUGUAUUAAUGAAUAAUUUAGUACCACCUUAAUCAUUAGAAAAAUUAGCUAAUGGAACUAGAGAAGAUAUUGAAUCUUUAUUUAAAAAGGAAAGGUUAUUUGUUUAUUAAGAUGAGAUUGAUGCAAUAAUUAAGAGAUUAGACUUUUAUGGAGAUGGUUAAAUUGAUUUAUUAUUGUUAAAAAAUUGGGUACUUAUCCUAAAUUAAUAAAAUAAAUCGAAAAAUGAAAGAGAAUCAUCAUCUGCAUUUGUAACUCCUAAAAAGAAAGUUUAGAUAAAAAAUGUUAUUAAAACAACUGAAAGAAAAGGAUCUAUUAAUAAAACACCUAAACUUAUAAAUAUAUCACCUAAAAAAAGAAAUUUAAUAGAAAAAUAAAAAUCAACAAAAAAAGUAGUAAAUUAUGAAAUUUAGAAAUAAGAAAUAAGAGGUAAAAUAGCUUAAAAGAAAUAAGAAGCAUAAACUGAAAAGAAAAUGAUUAAAGAAGUAUUAACAAAUAAAAAGAAUAUUAAAAGUUUAUAAAAAAUAAAACCUAAAUCACCAUAUGAAAUUAUAGAAUAUCUUUUAGAUAAAGAAAUUAAAAUAGAAAAAAUUAAACAAUAAUUAGCUUUGUAAAAAGAUUUUAACACUUUGGAUGCAUUUCAUGCUUUGGAUGUUUAUGGUAAAGGAUCUAUAGGAGUAGAGGAAAUAGAUACUCUACUUAAUUAGAAAUCUGGUCAGAGUGCUCAUAUUUUUAAUAGAUUCAACAGUGACUAAUUAACAUAUCAUGAUUUUUUAAAUCUUCUAUAACCUUUUUCUGUUAAUUUUGCUGAAAUACUUAAUACUAGAUAAUCAAAUGUUGAUGGAAAUCAAAAAAAGUUGAAUUAGAUAUUUAGUAAUUAAACUAUAAAAUUAUUGAUUGAACUAUUAACUUUAUUGUAAUAAAUUCCAGUGAAAUUAAAUGCAGACAUUUAAUUAUUCACUAAAAUUGAUAAUAUCACAAGAGAUAAUUUUAUUGGAGUAUCAGAUGUAUAUAUUUUUUAUUAUCAAUUUUAGUUACAAUAAUAUCUUUAUGAAAGUGGACUUAGAUACACUCAUCAUGAGACAAUGCUUCUUAUAAAUGCUUAUGAUAAAGACAAAGAUGGAAGAUUAUCCUUAUAAGAAUUCUUAGAUAUAUGA
Paramecium pentaurelia is the source of this 1543-nucleotide messenger RNA. Lineage: Eukaryota; Ciliophora; Oligohymenophorea; Peniculida; Parameciidae. The record is from the annotation of a GenBank genome assembly.